AUGAAGUUAUUCCGCGAUGAUUGUGCAUCGGCACAGUGCCGAUCGGAUGGCUUCACUUGUGUAUUUGCGCAAAUUAUAUCGGUGAAACCGCUGGAGAUAAAAGAUGAAACGGGCAGCCUAAUUUUGAAUGUACCAGAAGAAAGUGAAGUUUUCCUCAGAGACGCCCAGUGUGGUGAAUACUGCUAUGUGCUGUUGGAUACAAGCAAAAGACCGAUGCAGUGCAUACGUCUUACCACUCAGCUACCCGAAGUGGCGCAUCUUGCACAGUACCAAUUACAGAAAUUUCGUAAUAGCACUCGCUAA
This is a messenger RNA of Gongylonema pulchrum, 303 nucleotides long. NCBI's taxonomy places the organism in Eukaryota, Metazoa, Nematoda, Chromadorea, Rhabditida, Gongylonematidae. The record is from the annotation of a GenBank genome assembly.